UUUUUUUUUUUUUUGCCCUCUUGAAAUAGUACUUCCAUACACACCCAGCUUUUUCCCUUCUCAGAAGGAUUGGAGAUAUGGAAGGACUUUUCCGCCCAUUCACCGAUCCGGCCAGUAGGGCCUCGGACAGGGCAUUCCCGCUGGAUGACAAGGACAUCGACCGCGUAUCCGACGAAUCCCUCAUCAACCUCUUCAAGUCUGCUCCGAUCAUUUACAAGCUCGGCCAAACGAGGGUGGUGCGAUUGUCUAAGGAUCUCGUUUUAAAAGGCGGCGGCAAUGUGCUGCCUUGUGAGACAAAUGUCCUUCAACUAGUCGCAUCAAAGUCCAAUAUUCGAGCUCCUCGUGUCCAUCGGUCUAUCCAUUUCAACGACAAUACGAAAUAUUUUAGCAUGAUGGGGUAUAUUGUGAUGGAUUAUAUCGACGGUGAACCGCUUGAUCGCUGCUGGAGCGACCUCAGUGAUGAACAAAAGAUGGAUGUCGCGAAGCAGACGGCCCAGAUGAUUAUUGAAAUGCAAUCCAUCAAACUAUUGGAGCCAGGUCCAAUCGGCGGGGGCCCAUGUCGCGGUCGCUUCUUCACGCACUACAGUGCCGGGCCUUUCAAGGACGCGGCUGAAUUCGAGGGCUGGUUCAACCACAAGUUGGACAUCUGUAAACACUACAAGCACGCAUCGUCAGACCUUCCGCCCUUCAAGUUCACCGAGUUUGUUCUCACCCACCAGGACAUCAGUCCGCGAAACCUGGUUCUGGACCGAAACGGCCUGGUGUGGUUCGUGGACUGGGCAGAUGCGGGUGCGUAUCCCCCGGCCUUCGAGAUGGCAGCUCUACGCUAUCAGUCUCAGUUCACCGACUUUAAUGACAUGGUGCUGUCAUUACUCCCGCGAUACCCUUUGGAAGAACAGCAAUUAUGUUCUAUUGAAUACGGCCUUUUAACAGCUGCAUUUGCUUGAUUAUUUCUGGAUGGACAGCAUUCAGGCUAUAACACUACUUGAGAUGCAGCAUACGGCCCUAGUAUACCUAGGUAGUGUCUAUCGAGAUCUGUCGUUAGUUGAACUUAGGCGCGAGGGUUGCUGGACAGGAAGUUAAAGCCUAACGCGCUUUAAGUCUCAAUUUAAUAUAAUUAGUUUUUAUUAUUAGUGUUAGAUAUUUCUUAAUUUCAAUAUAUUUAUUUUGAUUCUA
Paecilomyces variotii is the source of this 1176-nucleotide messenger RNA. Its product is annotated as phosphotransferase family protein. The record is from RefSeq and is a predicted model, not a curated record. Bases 78 to 947 code for a protein of 289 amino acids. Lineage: Eukaryota; Fungi; Ascomycota; Eurotiomycetes; Eurotiales; Thermoascaceae. The transcript is spliced from 2 exons.